Pseudogymnoascus verrucosus is the source of this 2516-nucleotide messenger RNA. RefSeq lists its product as uncharacterized. The transcript has a single exon. Gene Ontology annotation, molecular function: protein binding. The record is from RefSeq and is a predicted model, not a curated record. The annotation marks the transcript as partial. NCBI's taxonomy places the organism in Eukaryota, Fungi, Ascomycota, Leotiomycetes, Thelebolales, Thelebolaceae.
CUUGACGAUACCUCUCCACCUCCAUUGGAAUUGACCGCUCGGCUGAGAUUCUGCCUCACGGGCGUGGGUUAAAAUGUGUUAAGGCGAUAUCUGUAUAUAUGUAGCUUCAAUAUCCUUUCAAUCUCUUGUUCUGCAUCCAUCUUCAUCUUCUCCUUCAUUUGAAUGCUUUGUCGAAUGCCAGUCCAUUGUCACAUUCAGCCUUCAACAAAUUCCCCUAACUAUUAACAUUCACAAAUCCCCACCUCCCUGAUUAAGCCUCCCUCUGUUUUCUGAGAGCUUUCUACGACAUAUUAUAACGCGCCUGAACACCCCUUCACGCCAUGCCUUCUCUCCGCACAAACCUAGAGAAGCUCGCCGUCGAACAAAACCCCAACGCCAAGCGCCAGAAAAGCAGCAGUCCAGAGAUUGAGGCUGUCCUGGAGCUGCCCCCCCUACCCGCAGCUGUCAAAGAUUUUGCCCAAUAUUUAUCCAAUGCAAAGGACACGCCGGUGCCUGAGCUUCUCGAGCCGUAUCACGCCUACGAGGCGGAGCUCAGGAAGUUCUAUGCCCAGCAGCCGGAUGACCCGGUCCUGAAAGAUGGACACAUCAAUAUGGUCCCCAUCUUUGCUGGGCAGGAGUCGUCUCUGAAGGUCCGCGCGCGCAAGCUGGACGCUGAGACGGACGCUGAGAAGGAAAAGUAUAUUAUGGGCCUCAGCAAGGCUGAUCGUAAGCCCGACGGAUCUCCAGCUGUGGUUACAUCCUUGAAGGAGUUCCAGAGCAACUUCAACCUCUUCUCCGAAUCGUCAUUGAGCGAACUUGACUGGAGCAAUGUUGUUGCUGCAGGGAGUUCUGUUACGACUGCGCUUUUGCCCGUCCCGGAGAAGUGGUCUGGAAGCAAGAAGAGCUUGAGGGAGUACUAUCAUGAUCGGCUUGCCCCGGCGAGUGAUGUGGAUCUCUUCCUCUAUGGACUUAAUGAGGAGGAGGCACUGGAGAAGAUUAAGCACAUUGAGACAGCGGUUAAGGACAGUGUUCUUCACGAAGUAACGACUAUUCGCACGAAGAACGCCAUCACUAUUGCCAGUCAAUAUCCGACUCGGCACGUGCAGAUUGUCCUGCGUCUCUACGAUUCCAUCUCUCAGAUUAUCACUGGUUUCGAUGUUGACUGUGCCUGCGUUGCAUACGAUGGCAACGAGGUCUAUGGCAGUCCUAGAGCGCUUGCGGCGUUUUCGACUCAGACCAAUACUAUUGACCUUACUCGUCGAUCACCGUCGUACGAGAAUCGCCUCUCGAAAUACUCUCACCGCGGAUUUGAAGUCCAUUGGCCUGACCUUGACCGCUCGCGCGUCGACCCCACCAUCUUUGAGAGGGCAUUCCGGAAGACGCUUGGUCUUUCCAGACUUCUAGUCCUGGAAAAGCUUCCCCAAACAGUGGACCGCGAGAGAUAUACUGACGAGAGGCGCAAAGAGAGAGGUCGCCCCGCUGUUGACAGACACGUCAGAGACCAGCAUAAGCUCUUUGGAAAUAUUAAGGAUGAGCAAGAGGACGAAGUUGCCGACUGGGCCGAAGAAGACCAGGUUUCCAACUACCACACCAUGGUUGUGCCGUAUGGAAAACGAUUUACUGCACGCAAAAUUGAACGAGUGCUGUAUACCAAGGAUCUCCUCCUCAACUCGGAAUGGAAUCGCCCCAAGGAGCGCGAGGUUGACCUGCAUCGUCACCCCUGCUUCUUCGGCACUGCUGAGGAUGUUUUGGGAGAUUGCUGUGGCUUUUGCCCUGUUCCUAAGACAGACGAGGAGAUUGAGAUUGCAGAGGAAGAGAGCAAGACGUACAUCUCAGGAUCCCUUACCUUUGUCAAGGAUGACCCUGGACGCCAGGAGAUUGGUAGCUUCAAUCCCAUUACCACCGAUGACUGGACUGAGAUGGCAUAUGUUGGAAACACCCAAAUGCUUUGUCAGGCAAUUGUCGAUGGCGAUAUUGAUUACAUUACGAGCUGGUGCGAGCAGGAAGGCAACGACGUCAACACCAGAGAUUAUGUCGGAAGGGCGCCUCUUCACCUGGCGGUUAUCAAUGGACAUGCAGAUAUUGCCAAGGUUCUCAUUGAUAACGGUGCGAAAAUCAUCGCCAGACUCCUUGAUGGACGUUGUGCUUUGCAUAUUGCUGCACAACUGGGCCAUGCCGAUAUCAUAAAGAUCUUGAUGGACAAGAGUCUUGCAAAUGAAGAGGAAGAGGCAGAAAAGGAGGAUAAACUUAGAGCUGCUAAAUUGGCCGCAAAGAAAUCUAAAAAUGACGACGUGGAGAUGGAAGAUGCCGACGGAAGCGAUUCGGAAGGCUCAGGCAUGGAGGUUGAGACGGAAGAUGAUAGUGAUAACGACUCGGAGACUCAGGGCUUCACUAAAGUUAAGGAGGCCGCACCUGGAGAGUCGAACGACAUACCAGAUGAUGACGAGGAUGAACCUGACUUCUACGAUAUUAAUGUCGUUGCCUGGGAUCUGCAAUGCACUGCUCUACAUUUCGCUAUCUUGGGCGGCCACAUACCG